GCAUACGGGAGCUUUUCUUCUUCUGGCUCACUCAUAUGCAAAAGGGUAAAUGAAAGCACACAUCUCCGAUGUGUCCCUUCACUUCUCCACUACUUGCUAAAAAAAAAAGUAACUUCCAUUUUCAGUUUUCAACUUCACCGUUGAUUUCAUUCUACUGCACGCUUAUUCUCCCCAGUACCCGUCCGUUCCAUUUUUUCUCUUUCGUCUUCCUCAAAGAUUUCUGAGGUUUUUUUUGUGCAUUUUAUGAUCUGAGUUGAGGUGGUUGUUUCCAAUACCCUGCUGCAUAAUAAACGUCAAUGGUUGAAAGUAGUAGUCAGCCUGUGGGAUUCUUGGAAAGUAGGCGAACUGAAAGUGGUCACUCUGCCCCUUCUACCAAGUAUAAGCAUGGUAGAGCUUAUGCAAUUCGUGAUUUUCCACCAGGGUGUGGGUGGCUGGCUGCUCGAGGUGAGCAAGCAGUAAUGAGGAAGGUAGUUUUUGUGUCAGAAAACUCAGUAAAAGAAAUUUCUGGUUUGCAGAAGGAUUUGCCUCAGGGGAAUGUUGCUAAUUCAAAAAAGGAGAUUUUUCCAAAAGGUGGUGUGAAAUCCUAUCCUGAUCAAAGCAGUCUGAGGAAGACUUUAGGAAGAAAGCAUUAUUCACAGGGAGGAGCCACUGUUGUGAGAGACUUCCCUCCAUUUUGUGGAGACAAUGUUCCACCACUCAGUAAGGAGGGGCGCAUGAAAUGGCUUGCCUCUUUAAAGAACAAGAAUGUCAACUCACUGAUGUUAGUAAAGAAAGAAAAACCCUUGGAAAAGACCAUAUGUACUGAUGUGAAACAGGUGAUAGAAGCUGUUCAGGAUGAAACUACACCAGAAGGCUGUGCUCCUAUGCUCUCCACAGAAGACAUUCGAUAUAAACCAGAAAAGCCAGCUUCUGGAAAAACAAAGAAGCAAGGUGCAUAUGAAGCUUCUUCUAGGAAUGAUAAGACGGAGGGAAUGAACAAUAUGUUUGAAAACAGCAGCAAAUCUCCUUUUGGAUCUUCUCCAAAUGAAUUUGAUAGCAAGUCAAAGGAAACAGAGGACAAGGAUUUUCAGACAAAGCUUUCUGAUUCAUCUGCCUUUGAGAAUCAAGCGCUGGAGAAGGAUCGCGAAAGGCAAGAAGUUUUAUCUGACAGGUGGAUUGUGCCAGGCCUCAUGACUUCUACUCGGUUGCCUGGGAAAGUCUCCUUGAAUCCUGCUUUGUCUGGUGGUUCUUCUAAAAGAAAAAGAAAGAAGAGCUUCAUGUUGCUUCAACGAGCUAAAAUCAAGAAAAAUUCUUCUACGAAACGGGCUCACCAAGGACUCAACCAAGUGGUUAUUUGGGCUGAGAAAGACUCAUUCCAUCGGGAUGGGCAAUACACAAAUGAUAAUUUUGCUCGGAGAUCAUGUAAUAAUAAUAUGAGUUUUCCUUCUUGCCAGAUCAGUACAGUUCAUCAUAAUGAUGAAAUGACUAGUAGGAGCAAAGUGAGAGAGGCAUUACGCCUAUUCCAAGCCAUCUGUCGGAUGAUCUUACAGGAAGAAGAAUCAAAGUUGAAGGGAAAAGGAAAGAGUCAUAGGAGGGUGGAUUACCUUGCUGUAAAGAUUUUCAAACAGAAAAUGAACUAUGUCAACACUGGCGAAUCAAUUAUUGGAACAGUUCCUGGUGUUGAAGUUGGUGAUGAAUUUCAGUACUUUGUUGAGCUCAAUAUUGUUGGCCUUCAUCGCCCAUCUCAAGCUGGUAUAGAUUAUGUAAAGCAGGGUGAAAGGAUUGUUGCUACUAGUAUUAUAGCAUCGGGGAGCUAUGAAGAUGACUUGGAUAACUCUGAUGUCUUGUGGUACAUGGGUCAAGGAGGAAAUGUGAUGCAAAAAGGUAAGCAACCUGAAGACCAGAAGCUUGAAAGAGGAAACCUAGCUUUGGCAAAUAGUAAAGUUGUGAAAAAUCCAGUGAGGGUGAUUCGUGGAGAAACAAGGUCUUCUGGCUUGUUAGAAGGUAGAUGUAAGGCAUAUGUUUAUGAUGGACUCUAUUUGGUGGAGGAGUUUAAGCAGGAACCAGGACCACAUGGUAAGCUGGUGUAUAAAUUUAAGCUGGUUAGAAUUCCAGGUCAACCAGAAAUUGCGUGGAGAGUUGUAAGGAAAUCUAAAGUGCGAGAAGGGCUCUGUGUACAUGAUAUCUCAAAUGGCAAGGAGAUAAUUCCCAUUUGUGCUAUAAACACCAUAGACGCUGAAAAACCUCCUACAUUUCUGUAUGUACCUCGCAUGAUGUAUCCUGAUUGGUUCCACUGUAUUCCUUCCAAAGGCUGCAAUUGUAUCAAUGGAUGUUCACAAUCUGCAAAAUGUUCAUGUGUGAUGAAAAAUGGAGGUGAUAUCCCAUAUAACCAUAAUGGUGCCAUUGUUGUGCCUAAGCCCCUUGUCUAUGAAUGUGGUCCUAGUUGCAAGUGUCCUGCUUCUUGCUACAAUAGAGUCAGUCAACAUGGCAUAAGAUUUCAGUUUGAAAUCUUUAAAACAAAAUCAAAGGGAUGGGGUGUUAGAUCCCUAAAUUCAAUUCCCUCUGGAAGUUUUAUUUGUGAGUAUACUGGAGAGCUUAUCGAGGAUAGGGAAGCCGAAAAAAGAAUAGGGCAUGAUGAGUAUCUGUUUGAUAUAGGAAAUAAUUACAGUGAUAGUUCUCUCUGGAAUGAUCUUUCAACACUAAUGCAUGAUGGACAUUCAAGUUUCCAACAAGUUGUUCAAGACAGUGGUUUCACCAUUGAUGCGGUGCGGUAUGGCAAUAUGGGGAGGUUCUUAAACCAUAGCUGUUCACCUAAUUUGUAUGCACAAAAUGUUCUUUAUGAUCAUGAUGACAAGAGAAUCCCACACAUAAUGCUCUUUGCUGCUGAGAAUAUUCCUCCCUUGCAAGAGCUGACUUACCAUUACAAUUAUAUGGUAGAUCAGGUUCAUGAUGAGAAUGGUGAUAUAAAAAAGAGAAGUUGCUAUUGUGGCUCUUCAAAGUGCACUGGUAGGCUGUAUUAAGGCAGGCCACUAUAAAUUCUUUGGAUACCUAAUGAAGAGCUGACCUUUUGAACUGUAUGUAUCUUUCCCCCUCACAACUUGUAAAAGUUCGAGGUACUUAUUCUCACACUAAUAGCUAAAUAUGAACAUGCUAGGGCUUUGUGUAUGUGUACAUGAAAUUACUGUUGUUUUGGUUUUGAUAUUGCUGUUCGUGAUUGUUUUUUGCAAACAUAUUGUUUGUGGAUGUGCAUUGUGCACAAACUCUGAUCAAUACACAGAUCAUAUGUGAGAGCUUUUGGGCACAGAAAUUACACAAUAAUCAUGGUAGCACAAUUGCCUUCAUGUCAUUGUCCAUUAAUGCUAAUUCAGAGUUGGUUCUAAUCCAUGGCAAGUCCUUUUUUGUGUAAAUUGAACUCCCAAGGAUUCAAAUAGAUUCAAAGCACUGCAUAAACUAUUUUAGCUUGCUUCAUUUGUGGACCAGAUUGAUGUGGAUUUGGUUCAUGAGAUUUUAACCGGAUAGGAUCCUGAGAUAAAGCUUAAUCUGGAUGUUAUUUCUGCACACGUGCUCUGUUGCAGCUUUGAUCAUGUUAGCAGUAGCUA
Messenger RNA from Hibiscus syriacus, 3578 nucleotides. Its product is annotated as histone-lysine N-methyltransferase, H3 lysine-9 specific SUVH6-like. The transcript has 2 exons. The record is from RefSeq and is a predicted model, not a curated record. Gene Ontology annotation, molecular function: histone methyltransferase activity; protein binding; zinc ion binding. NCBI's taxonomy places the organism in Eukaryota, Viridiplantae, Streptophyta, Magnoliopsida, Malvales, Malvaceae. Bases 297 to 2999 code for a protein of 900 amino acids. Gene Ontology annotation, cellular component: nucleus.